Molecule: messenger RNA, 1092 nt
Organism: Adineta ricciae
Lineage: Eukaryota; Metazoa; Rotifera; Eurotatoria; Adinetida; Adinetidae
Source: the annotation of a GenBank genome assembly
AUGUAUGCAACAGUCACCGAGAGCAACAUGCAUUUACAUUACGAACAGCGAACAAUACGUACUUGUCAAAGACUCGUGAUAUGUAUAUGUAUUCUUGUAACAACGAUCUCUUUCAUCUAUUUUCUCUUUCAAAAUCAACGAGUCAAUUCAUUAUGGACACCUGUUCACGUCUGGUAUACACCAGAACAAAGAAUUAAACGACCGACUUAUGUUAAUCGUGAUCAUGGAUUUUGUGGUCCCUGUCCUACACAUAAACUUUCAUCUGAUGCAUGGCAAUUAAUUGAUCUUGUUCAACGUCUUGCUCCGAGAAAUCCAUUUCUCAUCAACAUUGGGGCCGCAUCAAAUUGCGGCGGCCGUUUUGAUCCGACUUAUCCUAUGCUUACAAAGAUUAAUUCGACGUUCGGUGCACUUCUGAUUGAUCCCAAUCCGAAUCCUAGUCUUUUCUCUGCAUAUCCAAAUCGAACAAAUAUUCGUAUAACACAUGAUUAUAUUUGGACAGAAACAGUCGUCGAAAAUAUAUUUAAGAAAUACAACAUUUCAAAACAAUUCACUGUUCUCAAAAUCGAUAUCGAUUCGUAUGAAUGUUCGGUUCUUGAAAGUAUUCUUCAAGCUGGCUAUCGUCCUCAAUUAAUUCAUACAGAAUUCAAUCCAGUUUUUCCACCACCUGUGAUUUUCAAGCCAAUUUACAAUCCUCUAGUGAAAAAUGACUGGCAGCCUGCACUUUGGGCAAGUAAUAGUCCAUUUUAUGGGUGUAGUUUAACGGCACUUUCACAAUUACUUCUUUCGUUUGAUUACAUACUUGUCGAAGUGGACUUUUGGGAUGUAAUUUAUAUCGAACGAGAAUUAGUUCGAUCACUUGGAAUUCAGAUUCCUGUUAACGAUCAAGCUGCCUAUGAUUAUGGGUUUCUCGGUCAUUCAUGUCUUCCAUAUUGUCGUCAAAAUGUAAAACUGUACAAUAAUCAGAUCGAAAAUGGUAUUAGAUCCGCAAUAAAUCAGUCGAACUUUACCAAACAUAUGAAAACUAUACUCGAUCAUUAUGCACCAAUAUCAUUAAAAACAAAAUCUAAACAUCCAUAUGAAAUAACUGUAUAA